AUGUAUAUCGUGCGGCAGUACGAAAGAGCAAUAGAACUGCUGUUAAACUUUGUGAGCGGAUACUCUACUGCAGAAAGGAAUUUGCUAGGCAUACGACAUAUUAGGGAUAUUUGUUUCUGGGUAUUGGCCAAAAGGCAUCUUGAAUAUCAAACCUACCUCAUUCCAAGAUUGGAAAGCACCAUAGCUCUAGACAAUAUUAAAUCAAUUUGUAAUCGCAUACUAAGUCCCAACAUAAUUUCCGAUGCUUUCAGCUCAGAGUCUGACAUAUCAUAUAUAAUCGCCAAGAUUCGCAUAGAUUUAAAUAUACGUGACUCCUUUACAAAUCUGCUCAAAGAUGCUCUAUUGCAAAUUCGCAGGUUUUAUCAUUCGGUCCAUCAGAUAUCAAUGUUAGCGUCCGUUCAAGUUGAACAGACGAAUCCUAAGCACUGCGAGAUGCUGGAAAUCGUCUGGAAGUCACUAUUGGACGCUCCUCUCCCCUGCAAAUACAGUAAAUCCAACAUCGUUGACCUAAACCCAGGAGAAAGCAGCUGGGGAUUAUUAGGCUUCCAAAAACCAUUCACAGACUUUAGAUCAACCGGAUACCUCGGACUAGUUGCUAUGCAUCAUAUGUCCACUAUUUGGACUGAGGAAACUAAAUCCCUGCUGAAUGAUACCAACGAGAGAACCAAAUGGCUCCCCUUUGCUAUAACAAGCAUUAAUGUAACUUGGUGGCUCGUUGAAUUUAUGAAAGAUAAGAGUUUGACGGAAUACGGAUGCUUGAAUGGGUUUUUCUACCGCAGCGAACUGGAUCCACUAGACAUUUUUAACACCUUACACACAUUUACCUUUUUCCAAUUCUGUUACUUUUGGUUGAAUGCUGAAACUACCUCUAUAAUGGACUUCCCAAGGAUUUCACUCAAAUUCAAACGGUCAAUAUCUCAAUUCUUCAGAGAAUUCACAGACUCGGAUGUCAAGGAUCAAAAGUAUAUUAACCAAAUCCCGCACAUGAUCAAAGUUCGAACGCUCAUGUUAUAG
Molecule: messenger RNA, 1014 nt
Organism: Babesia microti strain RI
Lineage: Eukaryota; Apicomplexa; Aconoidasida; Piroplasmida; Babesiidae
Product: ELMO/CED-12 family
Exons: 4
Coding region: 1-1014 (337 amino acids)
Source: RefSeq, a predicted model, not a curated record